CAUCAGCAUCAAUACAAUCAACACAACACUCAACACUCAACACUCAACGCAUCCACUCACAUCCUCACCCAAACAACAAUCAAACAAACAAUUCCAAAUCUACCACCAUCCACUUGAUUAAAUAAAAACCCUCACACGACCAUCCUCUCGAGGCUACAUCAACACCUCCAUUGCAUUUCCGAGGAGAACCAACCAUCGUCCUCCGAUCGACCCAUAAACUCGCUGCCUCUUGCUGCUUUGGGACCCACCACAGCUUUUCUGACACCACCCCUCUCCCAUCUGAGUUCUUCUGGGGUAUCAAAUAUCGCCCGAUUGCCCAGCCCUUUCUCCUAGACAUCUCCGACAGCCAUCCCAUUUACCGCUCGAGCCGGCAUUAAUCAGCCUGCUUUCGACCUGAGAUAGCCUUUUCGCAACACUCUUAUCCGCCCCCGCUUUCCGCGCAGUAGAGAAGUUGAAUAUAUAUUCGCGACUGAGCCCACUCUAGCUUCCAUAGCUAUCACCACCAUAAUCUACCGCACAAUCCCCUACAACAACCAACCCCCACAGUCAUCAUGAAGGUCGUCACCAAAGAAGAAGAAGCCGAGCACUACAACGCCGUUGUCAAGGGCGGACUCGUCGGUGGUACAAUCGGUCUUGCCAUUGGCGUAACUGGUGUUAUCUACGCCUCAAGGCGCUACCCCAGCUUCCGUGGUUUGACCCUCCCCUUCCGAACCUUCCUCGUCACAUCUACCGGUACCUUUGGUGCCAUUGUCCAGGCUGAUCGAGCUGGUAUCGCCUACCAGCAAGGCAAGGACCCCAUGGCCAAGUACCGUGACAACUCCCAGCGUGCUCAGGAGAUUAUCCGCGAGAACGAGACCGCUUACGAGCGCUUCAUGAACUACGGACGCGAACACCGCUACAGCAUUGUCGGCGCUUCAUGGCUUGCUAGUUUGGCCAUUGCCCUUGCCCUGGUCAGCCGCGCGCCUAUGAGCACCCCCCAGAAGAUCGUGCAGGCUCGUGUUUAUGCCCAGGGCCUGACCCUUGCCGUGCUGAUCGUCUCCGCCGCCUUCGAGAUGAACGAUGCCAAGAACGCAAAGGGCCGCUGGGAGACCGUCAUGGUCUUGGACCCCAACGACCCGGAGCACAAGCACCUCAUUGAGAAGAGAAUCCACAAGGAGGAGUACGAGGGACAAGAUCUGUGGAUGGAUAUGGUUGAGGCUGAGGAGAAGAGAUUAGCUGCCCGCAAGGCUGAGCAGGAGCGCGAGCAGCAGCACGCCCAGUAAGCAGCUGCUGAAUGCACCUCAUUCUCUCGCCCAUGUCAGCCAUUAGCAGCAGAAGCUCUGCACUAAUGGUGCCAUGGCAUGCAACCUUUAUCCGUCACAUCCGGUUGUUUUAAACCGACCCCUCCAAACUCAAAACACCAUUCGCAUAAACACACAUAGAGACACUACUACCACUCAUACAUGUAUAAACUCAUGGACACUCACACAUUUCUAUACAGCAGAGGGAAGUGAUUCCACAUACGUACAAAACAAAGAAAAACAACAAUUCGGAAUUUCAUAAUUUCAUCUAAUGGGUUUGAGGGGGUUUUCGGGAUGGGUUUUUGUCACGGGUAUAGAGAAAAGAAACCCGCACACUUGAAGAAACACUUGGGCCAAUUUUGAUGAUGGAGUCAUUGGAACUGGUUUAAUCUUUUUAUUUUUAUUUUUAGCAUUUGCAUGAUGGGGCGUGUUUGAGUCGUUUUGGCAUUUCAUGGGUGGUUCAGACGAAACAAAUUGUACAGGAUAGUUUCCUUUGCAGUGUAUAUACACAUACUCCCUUUUGUAUAACAGAAAACAUGACAAUAUUUUAAUCAAAUGAUAUCAUGACCCA
This is a messenger RNA of Trichoderma virens Gv29-8, 1851 nucleotides long. RefSeq lists its product as uncharacterized. The record is from RefSeq and is a predicted model, not a curated record. The coding region runs from base 552 to 1262 and encodes 236 amino acids. Gene Ontology annotation, biological process: mitochondrial respiratory chain complex IV assembly. The transcript has 2 exons. Lineage: Eukaryota; Fungi; Ascomycota; Sordariomycetes; Hypocreales; Hypocreaceae. Gene Ontology annotation, cellular component: mitochondrial inner membrane.